GGGGGCCGGGGGGCGAUGGCGGCCGAGGCGGCAGCCGCGGCCCAGGCCCGGCGGCGCGAGCAGCUGCGGCAGUGGGAGGCGGCGGCGCCGGCCGGCCCCCCGCGCCCGCCCCGCGCCCGCGCCGUCCGCUUCGAGCGCGCCGCCGAGUUCCUGGCCGCCUGCGCCGCGGGGGAGCUGGCCGAGGCGGCCGCCAUGCUACGGGGGGGGGCCGAGCCCCAGCCCGACGGCCCCGGGCCCGGGCUCAUCGACGGCACCAACGCCGACGGCAUCAGCGCCCUGCACCAGGCCUGCAUUGAUGAGAACAUGGAGGUGGUGCAAUUCCUGGUGGAGAACGGUGCCAAUGUGAACCAGGCUGACAAUGAGGGCUGGACCCCCCUGCACGUCGCUGCUUCCUGCAGCUACAAGGAGAUUGCCCAGUACCUCUUGGACCAUGGUGCCAACAUUGCAGCGGUGAACAGUGAUGGGGAUGUGCCUCUGGACAUUGCUGAGGACGAUGGCAUGGAGGCCAUGCUGAGUGCUGAGAUUGCCAAGCGAGGGGUGGACGUGGAGGCUGCCAAGCGGGAGGAGGAGGAGAUCAUGCUGCAGGACACACGCCAGUGGCUGAAUGCUGGCAAGAUCGAUGACACCCGGCACCCCAAGACGGGUGCCAGUGCCCUGCAUGUGGCAGCAGCCAAGGGCUACAUUGAGGUCAUGAGGCUGCUUCUGCAGGCUGGUUAUGACCCCAAUGUGCAGGACAAGGAUGGCUGGACGCCCCUGCAUGCUGCCGCGCACUGGGGAGUGGAAGAGGCCUGUCGCCUGCUGGCUGAGCACCUCUGUGAUAUGAACACUCUCAACAAUGUGGGUCAGCGGCCAUUUGACUUGGCUGAUGAAUACACACUCGGCCUGCUGGAGGAGCUGCAGAAGAAGCAGGAGGAUCUGCGCAGCAAGAAGGAAGCCAACCUGAAGCAAGCAGUGAUUGACACCAGUGUGGAGCAGCAGCCAGCCUACACCAGCAAGCACAGGAGGAGCUCCGUCUGUCGCAUGAGCAGCCGAGAGAAGAUCUCAGUCCAGGACCAGUCCAAGGAGCGCAAGACCCUGGGCCCCAUCUCUGUUGGGGAUGAGGAGAGCGGCUCUGCCUCUGAAGGGGAAGAGCCUGACAAGUCCAGUGAGGUGAAGAAGGCAGCACCCUCGCAGGAGAAGAGCACCUUGAAUGGGGUCACCAUUCCUCCCAUUGCCUCCACCAUAUCUGGGCAGAAGUUUUCUGGAGGGCCCAGCCAUGUUGCGGAGCCUGAGAAGGUGCCCGCACCUGCCUGGAGGGCAGGGCUCCGCAAGACUGGCAGCUUUGGGGUCCUGCAGGAUGCCCAGCUGGAGGAGGCUUCCCCGAAGGAGGGCAGGAUCAAGCGCUCAGCAUCUAGUCCCCGGCUGGACACAGAUGAGAAGCCACAGGACAUCUGGGAGCUCCUGCAGAAGUGGAACAGGAAUCUGGUUGGUCCAGGGUUAGCCAAAAAGUCGAGCAUAGCCGCAGAGGUAGCCAGUCAGGAGGAAGGGAGUGCAUCAGGUGACCUGAACAAGGAGCCUCGCCUUGCUCGGGUCCCACCAACCCCCACCCGCCGGAUCUUUGCCCUUCCCGAGUCAGAGCCCCACAGAACGAGCUCAGAGGGUGGCUUGCAGAUGAAGAUUGAUGGGGGCUCUGCCCCUCCCCAGCCUCCCCCUUCCAGCAUCAGCAGCUCCAGCACAGACCCCCGGGACCGCCGACGGUCCUACCAGACCCCUGUGCGGGACGAGGAGUCCGAGUCCCAGCGCAAAGCCAGGUCACGGCUCAUGAGGCAGUCCCGACGGUCCACUCAGGGUGUUACUCUCACUGACCUGAAGGAAGCAGAGAAGACCAUUGGCCGAGCCGUGGACAAUAAGGUCUCAGAGCAGCGAAUCAGGGAAGAUGAGAAGCGGGACCGGGGAGAAGGGGAGCAGCCUCUGGAGACUGCGGACUCCACCCGGCGCUCCCGCUUUCCUGCCUUGGAGGGCUCCUCGGUCUAUACUGUGAAUCCCAUCAUGGUCAACUCUCAGGCAAAGAAAGGGCUGGAGCCUGAGGGGCCAGGGCCAGGCGCGGAGGCAGAGGCUGAGCUGCGGAACCGCCUGGCUAUCCGUGACCGCCGAAAAGGCCGGCGGGAGCGCCGCUCCACGGGCAUGGUGCAGGGUGGUGAGGGCGAUGAGAACGAGGAGCCCGAGGCAAACAGUGAGGUUGCUCCUGGAUACAGCAUAUCCGAUCACUUGAAUAGCCUCUUGCCAAACCGGACGGGUCCCUACAGCUCUACUAGGCACAACAGUAUGGGCAGCUCCAGGGAGGAGCCUGACCGUGACUACAAGAAGCUCUAUGAGGACCUCCAGAUGGAGAACGAGAAGCUGAAGGAGCAGCUGCAGGAAACGCAGCUGAAGCUGACACAGAUCAAGCUGGAGCUGGAGAGGGUGACACAGCGGCAGGAGCGAUUUGCAGAGCGGCCGGCGCUGCUGGAGCUGGAAAGAUUUGAGCGCAGGGCCUUGGAGCGGAAGGCAGCUGAGCUGGAGGAGGAGCUCAAGGCUCUCUCGGACUUGAAAGCCGACAACCAGCGCCUAAAGGAUGAGAAUGCAGCUCUGAUCAGAGUCAUCAGCAAGCUCUCCAAGUGACCACCUGCCUCCUGACUGGGCCACAGCCCACACACCCACACACACACACCCAUACUGCAACCGCACUUCCCCAAAAUGCGACCAUACACAUGUGUGCACACCCUGACCCCAGCAGUGCAACUAUACGGACGGACGGAUGGACAGACCCACCCACCCACAUGGUGGGCUAGGACCACGUCAAAUCAACCCCCAACCCAGGAGGCCUGUUCAGCCUGAGAAACACUCCCAAAAUCUUCCACUCGGGGUAGUGGAGGGGGGACCCCUGCCAGAGACUCCCAACAGAACCAGACCUGCUGCUUGGACCUUCCCUCCCCCUUAUUUAUCCUGUGGCUCUUUACCUUUGUUCCUGCUCUUUGUUUAAGUGAAGCUGAUCGUUUGUAGCUUUCAGGAGCCAGCACCAGGUCCACUAUGCUGCCCCCUCUCGUCCUAUGUUUGUGAGAGGGGUGCCCCCUCCAGCAUCUCUGUGGGUGGCACCACCCCUUUACUUCUUCCUCAGUAAUGAACAUUUUGCUUGUGGGUUGCAAGGGGGGAAGAGGUCUUUGUUGGUGUAAAGGGGCAGUGAAAACUAUCCCCACCAGAGCCGAGCUUGCAUCUGGCAGGAUUGAUGUCAUGCCAAAUUUGGAUCUCUGUUGUUGGGGCAUGGCCACAGGCUAGGCAGGGAAAAUAGCCAAGCUGGGGGUGCUGUUGGUAGGUGUUAGUGGGGCAAGGUGGGGAUUUGAUGGUGCUAGGCAUGGGAGGUGAAGAGGAGGGUGAAGGUGGGCUGAGAAAAAAGAUGGGUAAGGUAGGGAGCAAGGCAGCUGGGGGGUGCUGUGGCAGUGUUAGGGGUGGGGGGAAUACAGUGUUAGGGGACUGGGUAUUAGGGGGCUCCCUGGAUGCUGGGGGGCAUCUCACUGGGAUCUGUUCCUGCUUGGCUCUGCCCCCUCCAGCUCGAUGGAGCCCAAAAAGGGGGUGGGCUUACUACACUACUCCCAGCAGCCUCUGCUGUACUUUGUGGGUGGGGUGGGGAUUGGUGUCCUCCUGUCCUGGCCCCAUCUCCUUUGAGGUAUCAAAGGGGAUAUGGCUUUUCUUUUCCAGCAGCCUUAGAGCUGUACCUUGAGGCGGGGGGAGCUGGUGCUGCACUUGGCCCUAGCCUCUUUGAGGUGUCAAAAAGGGGCAUGAGGGGAGAUUCCUAGUUUCUUCCUCAAAGGGCUUCCUUGUGCGUGUCCCCAUGGUCUGGGCCAUGGGUGCGGGGAUCCCAGGUUGGUGCCACACUGCAGGGGAAGUGGGGCAGCAUCCCCUGAGACCAAACAAUUACAUUCAUAGAUUCACACAUCUAUGGAUGACCAAAAAAAAAGGGGGGGGGGGGUGCGCAGGACUGGCUUUGACCUACUCACUGCCCUGCUGCCAGCAGCCUAGUUCUCCACCCCACCUUCUCCAGUUCCCCAGCAGAACUGGUCCAGAUUCUUGGCUUAGCCAAAAUCCCAUCUUCUAUGAGCCCAAGUUGGGGGUGGGGGAAGCUACUGUCUAGGGACUUUCAGAUCCCCACCCCCCUACCCCAGACUUCAAAGGACAGUGGGGGCUGGGCACAGACCAUAGCUUUCCUCUCUCUAAGUGCCACAGAUAGCCCAUAUGCCACACAGCAAGGGGCCUAUUGGGCAAGGACCAUUCCAAAAUAAAAGGGGGAGGUGUGCAUACUUGCCUUAAUAUGAGGGCACUAUGCAUCACCCCCCACAAGCAAAUCAUGUCAGUUUGGCCACCAAUCCUGGCUCCUUCUCCCCCCCCCCCCCCCCCGAAAAAAUCCCCAUCCCAAAUAUUCCAUGCCAUGCAAUCCACCCCACUGCAAAGCACAUCCCCAGCACCCCGUGCCAUGCACUCCUCCCUUCCCAGCAGCCUCUCUGCUCACCGUUUACAGUGGUGCCCCCAUGAAAUUCCUUGCCAUGUAACCCGUUGUCUCACCGCCACCUUCCUCCAUUGAAACAGUUCCUUCACCCCCUUCCAUGAACAUAUCUGUAUAUAAAGGAAAGUAUUUUCUAUAAAAGCCAAACCUCACUCGUGAUCCAACUUGAUCCCCUUCCCAUCCCUUCCCCACCCCCAGACAGAGAAAGUGUGCAAUAUUGCAUGAGGAUUAUUUUUCAACAACAAAAAAAAAAAAAAAGAAAUUCUAUAUAUUGUAUUUGUUUAUUUAGCAGCUUAGCUGCCAAACUAUAAAAGCACAGGGAGGAAAAUGUCAAAAGGGCAAAAAAAGGAGAAAAAAAGCCAAUGUUAAAAAUAAAGUGAAAAAAAAAUCAAAAGUGA
This is a messenger RNA of Alligator mississippiensis (American alligator), 4914 nucleotides long. RefSeq names its product protein phosphatase 1 regulatory subunit 12C (gene PPP1R12C). The transcript has 23 exons. The record is from RefSeq and is a predicted model, not a curated record. Gene Ontology annotation, cellular component: cytoplasm. Lineage: Eukaryota; Metazoa; Chordata; Crocodylia; Alligatoridae. Gene Ontology annotation, molecular function: enzyme inhibitor activity; phosphatase regulator activity; protein kinase binding. Gene Ontology annotation, biological process: signal transduction. The coding region runs from base 16 to 2640 and encodes 874 amino acids.